Coregonus clupeaformis (lake whitefish) is the source of this 3681-nucleotide messenger RNA. Its product is annotated as dnaJ homolog subfamily C member 5. The record is from RefSeq and is a predicted model, not a curated record. The transcript is spliced from 5 exons. Bases 379 to 999 code for a protein of 206 amino acids. NCBI's taxonomy places the organism in Eukaryota, Metazoa, Chordata, Actinopteri, Salmoniformes, Salmonidae.
AUAAGACUAUUUGACAAGCCUGGCUCAAUCAAUCAUAGUAUGUUACAACAAUUUUAUAGUUUUCAUAGAAGACAGAUUUACAGUCGUUAGAAAAACCAAGAUGCCGUUUCUUUGAAUUGAAACAUUAAUUUCACAAGCAUCAUAAUUUUUGUAAGGAUAUGACGACGCUGUUCCUUGCUUCUGAGGGAAUCAACCAAUCAGACCUCACUUGUCUGUAUGGCUAACCGUACUGAAACCAUAGUCUAUAGCGCCUAGCAUUUUUAGGAGGGGCAGAAAUAUUCUGAGCCAUUGUCUGGCAUUCUUGAAAUACAAAGUGGAUGCCUCUAUGAUCCAGCUACAGCGAAAUAUACCUCUUCCAAUUUGCACAAGACUUCAGCCAUGGCCACGGCAGGCACAGGACCAGGCUCAGCAGAGCCAAAUCGGCCAGGCCCCCAGAGGAAGAUGUCCACCACAGGGGAAAGCCUGUACAAGGUGCUAGGCCUGGAGAAAGGAGCUUCCGCUGAUGACAUUAAGAGGGCCUACAGGAAACUAGCGUUGAAGUACCACCCAGACAAGAACCCAGACAACCCGGAGGCUGCGGAUACGUUUAAAGAGAUCAACAACGCCAACUCAAUCCUGAACGAUGAUGGCAAGAGGAGGAUCUACGAAGAAUACGGCUCCAUGGGCCUCUACGUGUCCGAGCAGUUUGGAGAGGAGAGCGUCAAAUACUACUUCCUCAUGUCCAAGUGGUGGUUUAAGACCAUGGCUGUGUGCUGCACCGUCUUCUCCUGCUGCUGUUGCUGCUGCUGCUGCUGUUUCUGCUGCGGGAAGUGCAAGCCGCCAGAGGAGGAUGAUCACUACCAGUACGUGGACCCAGAGGACCUGGAGGCUCAGAUCAAAGCUGAGACGGACGGAGGUCCGCGUGCCCCUAUCGUGAUCCAGCCGCAUUCCAUCACCGUCGAGGUUCCAGAGACCUCCCAGCCUGCAGCCAGCCAGCCCACCUCCAAGCCCCAGCAGUGACCCUCCCCUCCCAGCCCUGUCUACCCGCUGGAGCCCUCCCCUCAGGUGGGCACGGCCAGGCCCCCUGAGGGCCCCACCCUGGAGCCCCCAGCAGCCAGCCAGGCCAGCUGUCACCAGAGCCAGGACUCACCAGUGCCAGUCAACCAGCCAGCCAGUCAACCCCCCAUACUGUGGCAAAGGUCCAACCAAAUGGACACGGGUGGCACGCUGCCAAGAGACCAGGACUCCUUAUGACUUGAUAGACAUGAUAUAUAUCUAUAUCUAUCCACCAAACUGAGGAUUAGAACAAACUCUCUCCGAUCACUCCUUCAUUUUGUCCCUCUGUUUCAAUCCUCCCCCCCGCUCUCUGUCUCCCUCUUGGAUUCUCGUCUCUGUCAGAGCUCUGGGAUUGGAGACUAAUUUCAAGUUCAGUCUGAGUUUUGGGUUUUAAAUAGCCUGAUUCAAACCUUCCACCUCCCGAAGACUAAAGCAUGGAUCAGAGGAUGUGCAUGUGUUAUGUUUGAUCUGCAUGUCCCUACUGUACAACACUGGCACAUACAUACCCCACACACCCACACCCCUCUACUACAGACACCACCACCACCACCUUACCCCUGUCAGCGAUACCCCCAGCUCCAGCCGGGUGCACUUACAGUAUGCUACACAACCAGGGUUCUCCCCAUCCACCUCCACCUGAAUGAGACCAAAGAGUGGGGCAGACAUUCAAGAACAGUGAAAAUGUGCAGUGAAAGAAUUAAGCAUUUUUAACAGGAAAAUGUGUUGACUGUUUUAUUUUAUUGCUAAUUGAUGUCACAAUUAUGUUAGUUAGACCAAAGCCAAACUAGAUGGCGCUAACUCCAUGCGUUCAGCAGCCACCAGUUUCUCCUCGUGACACUAGAGCUAACCUGAGAGGAUUGUUCCUUUGAGGUGUAUGCAUUUGGGUCUACUAUGCACUUUUGAAACCUGUGAAGUGGGUAAAUGAUCAUUUCUGAUGGGCUGUCAGCUAACAUAUGGUUCCAGCCAACCAGCACUGCUUACUGAAACAGUCAGCACACUUCUCUCUGUAUUCGGUGGAACUGACAAAUAGCAACAGCUAGCUGACUGCAACCCAACUACUUAUCAAACGUCUCCCAUCUCAAAUGGUGGUUUUGCUUUGCAUUGUCAUAGUCUGAUGUUGUAACAUGGAGAAACAGGUGGUAUGUGCUGUUGGGGUCUGUGUUUGACCCAGCCACUAAGUGCACGCUAUGCCACAUCCUAGAUGACCACUAUGUUCUCUGAACUGCCUACAGAGAGAACCUAUCACCAAUGAUUUGAGAUUUUUAAGAAAUAACACACCAGGGUGUUUUCCAUGGGGUUUUGGUGGACUGAGCCAUGUUGAGUAUUUUCUGGGCUAAAGAGGCACAUGACUACUAUUUCCAACUAGGCAUUAGUCCUCCUGCUCACUCCUUUCUACAGUACUUUCUCUCAGUGAUUAGUUGAUACAAUGUCACACAGCGGGGUUAGGAUCUGUACAGAUCACCCAACCAGCAGUUUGUACUUCAGUUCAGCUCUCUUUAUGACCCUGGGGGUGCAGAGUCAGCGGUUUCUCAAAUGUUGUGUAAUCAGAAUAGUGAAAACAGUGAAGUAAAUGGAUGCCACAUUGUUAUUGCGAGUCAGUCCGUCCCAGUGGUGGGUGGGGGUGUGUGUGUAGAGCAUUGUACAAAGUCGUUGUUGGUUUGUUCAUCUAGUGCUGUGGUCAGUCAGUCAUCCCCUUGUCAUUUGAAAAGGGCAUUCUGUGUUUCCUAAAGAGGGGCUAGUACAUGGUGUUAACCACCUUGUGUCUUGGCCGAAGAACAACCCGAAAGUUAGGCUAAACUAAAGUCAUGUCAUCAAAUGAUGUCAAGCAGCCAUUUUAUAUUUUGUAGCUUUGGAUGUUUUUUCUCAUGAGUGUUUCCAUAGAAAUGAUCUACCAGUAGCUUCAAUUUCUUACUGGAAUUUAUAGCACCUUUUCUCACCUCUUCAUUUCACUAAGUUAAUAGCCAAAACCCUCCUGAUUUUUCAGUCUAUUGGUUAUGCGUUUUCACAAACCAUAGUAAAUCUGAUGCAUUUCAACAUAAAUGUGCAGUAUCUGGCCCCAGGGCUCAGAGAGGAGAAAGACCUUUUAUUUAUUCUGGUGAUCCUUAUCUGCUGUAAAUAAUAAUAAUCACAGUAUGUGUGUCACAUGCAAAUAACAUUGUAAUAACGUUGUUUGAGAAUCUUUGUUGAAUGGAAAAUGUUUUAAGAAUCAACCCCAUUUAAAUAGUGUACAUUGUCUAUUUUGUAUUUAUGUCAAACCGAAAGAGCUGUUUAAAAAAAAACAUGUUGACAGUUUGGAAGAGAGGACCCUAGACUAGCCAAAGUGGUCCUCCAAAUGGGCUGGGCAACUGGUUGACAGAGGUGGGCAGGCAAUGUCCUAACUGGCUAGGCCAUGAUGGCUCUGGGCUACAGUAGCAGACAGACAGGCAGUGUGCAUCUAUCUGCUCUGAGUGUAGGGGGCAAGGCUGUCUCCAUCUCAUCACUCUCUUAUAGGACACGGGAAUAUGAGAACUCGGAAAUGAUUGAUUGUAGUUUUGUCGAUGCUUUCAUUGUCAUUCAUUGUUCACCAUGAUGUCUCAUGGACAGAAAUUAUCUGUAAAUGUGUAUUUAUAUAAUGAAAUCGAAACAAUUAAAAGAAGGGGGAUUUGU